Molecule: messenger RNA, 1762 nt
Organism: Rhinolophus ferrumequinum (greater horseshoe bat)
Lineage: Eukaryota; Metazoa; Chordata; Mammalia; Chiroptera; Rhinolophidae
Gene: ARPC5
Product: actin related protein 2/3 complex subunit 5
Exons: 4
Coding region: 215-670 (151 amino acids)
Biological process (GO): cell migration; Arp2/3 complex-mediated actin nucleation; regulation of actin filament polymerization
Cellular component (GO): Arp2/3 protein complex; cytoplasm; actin cytoskeleton
Molecular function (GO): actin filament binding
Source: RefSeq, a predicted model, not a curated record
AGGACCGCGUAGGAGGCUUCAGCUGAGUGUGAACCUGAGGAGGAAGAAGCGCCGCCAGCGCGCAGGCCCAGAACCUCCCGAGCCCGGGCUGCCGGCGACGCCCCAGAGCGGAAGAGGGAAGUGAAGGCACCAGGCUGCGGGUUCCUGCAGAACUGGGCUUGCCGAGGGACAGGCAGCACCAAGAGGAGGCCUUUGCCACCGCUCCGGAUCCGGGAUGUCGAAGAAUACGGUGUCGUCGGCCCGGUUCCGGAAGGUGGACGUGGACGAGUACGACGAGAACAAGUUCGUGGAUGAGGAAGACGGGGGCGACGGACAGGCCGGGCCCGACGAGGGCGAGGUGGACUCCUGCCUGCGGCAAGGAAACAUGACAGCUGCCCUGCAGGCUGCUCUGAAGAACCCCCCGAUGAACACGAAGAGUCAGGCGGUAAAGGAUCGGGCGGGCAGCAUUGUCUUGAAGGUGCUCAUCUCUUUUAAAGCUAACGAUAUUGAAAAGGCAGUUCAAUCCCUGGACAAGAGUGGCGUGGAUCUCCUAAUGAAGUAUAUUUAUAAAGGCUUCGAGAGCCCCUCUGACAAUAGCAGUGCUGUGUUAUUGCAAUGGCACGAAAAGGCACUGGCUGCUGGAGGAGUCGGGUCCAUUGUUCGCGUGUUGACUGCCAGGAAGACCGUGUAGUCCAGCAGGAACUGGACAUCUGUGGAUGUGGGAGUUGCUGGUACAAAGACCAAAACAACCAAAUGCCACCGCUGCCCUUUGGGUAGCAUCUGUUUCUCUCAGCUUUGCCUUCUUGCUUCCUUUUUCAUAUUGCUAAAGAAGAAAAUUACAUAUCAGUUUUCCUUUAAUGAAAAUUGGAAUAAUAUAGAGGGAAUGUUUCGACAGGAGUGUUUCAUGCUCUGAAAACUAUUUCAGUGAUGUGUAUACCAGUCUGUAUAUAGUAUAAUUUACAUUCAAGUUUAAUUGUGCAAUUUUUAAUCCCUAAUGGCUGGUGUUCUUGUUUUUCUGUGUUGUUUUUUUUUUUUUUUUGGGGGGGGGGUUGUUUUUGUUUUGGAUUAAUAGUGAGAAAUUUGAUCCAAAUUUGAUGCCAGUUUCCUAACUCAUUGCAAGCCAGGAAAUGAUCCUUAUACAAAAUACAUUUGAGAGAUUGGCAGCUAUUAACAUUGGAAAACUGGACCAUACUUCUCUUAUUUAAGCAAAAUGUGUUUCUGGAACAAGUGGUGGGUGACCACCACUACCAAGUCCAGCUUUGUUUCUGCUUGCCUCCAGAUUAUGUGAGUUUUAAGUUUGCUUCUUCUCAGCAUCCAGUAGUCACGGCCUCUCGAUUAUUUUUGUGGUCACCAGGGUCCAGAGCAAGGAGUCUUGCUCUACACAAAUGUAUCUAUAAACUACUAGAGCCUGUUUGGCAUGAGCAUAAAGCUGUUGUUCCAAUCAUAUGGCCCUACUUGGGGAAACUAGUCCAAAUCAGAAAGGACAUGGAAGCUAUGAUACAGUUCAAACUCUGGGCAGCCUCUGAAUUAAAUGCUCUUUUCCAUAGAACUAUAGUAGCCGCCGUAGACAUGAUGAGGUGUAUAACCAGUAUUUCCUAUGCCCUGUAAAUGUCUUCAGUGUUCUCCAGGGUAAUGUGGAUCUCAAAAGAUUUGGUUCGGAUCCAAACACAUAUACAUUCUGUAUUUUAGCUCAGUGGUUUUUUUAAAAAAAAAAAAGAAAUGCCACACAGCAAAAAGUGUUUACUUUGUUGGACAAACCAAAUCAGUUCUCAAAAAAAAAAAA